AUGUGCAAAACGGCACAGAAAACGGACUUCCCCGAGGAAUACCGAGCCUUAAGCAAGGGUGAGGCUAUCAGAACAACUAGCAAUCUGCUAUCGUUGUCCCCUUUUAUCGAUACCAACGGUCUAAUUCGCGUGGGCGGUAGGCUAAAAAACGCCGAGCUACCUUUUGAUACACGUCACCCAAUUUUGCUAUCGCGAAAUCACAUUUUAACGAGACUCAUUAUACUACGAGAGCACGAGCGCAAUGCUCAUGCUGGCCUACAAGCAACCAUGGCUGCCAUAAGGCAACGCUUUUGGCCCUUAUCCCUGCGAUCGGUCACUCGCAAAAUCUUGCAAAAUUGCGUCACGUGUUUUAAAAACAAACCGACUAUCUCAGAAGCGAUAAUGGGCGCAUUGCCGGCCGGGCGAAUAACGGUUUCCAGGCCAUUUCAUCAUUGCGGAAUUGACUAUGCCGGACCGUUAUUAAUACGCGAAGGUAAACGACGUAACGCUCGAAUCAGCAAGGCUUACGUAGCAGUCUUCGUUUGUUUUGCCACGAAGGCAAUUCAUAUUGAGCUUGUGAGCGAUCUAACUUCAGAGGCUUUCAUCGCGGCACUCAAACGUUUCGUUUCACGCAGAGGCAAACCCGCUGUCAUAUAUUCUGACAAUGGGACGAACUUCGUAGGCGCUCAAAAACAGUUACACGAAUUCUAUGAGUCACUCGGUCGCGAUAGCGCACAAACCGACAUCAAUAAUUUUUUACGCGAUCAAAAGACCACCUGGAACUUCAUUCCACCUAAUGCUCCGCACUUUGGCGGACUAUGGGAGGCGGCUGUAAAGUCAGCCAAACAUCACCUUUAUCGAAUCAUUGGGAGGGCACAUUUAACCUUCGAGGAGGUACAAACCGUUUUAUGCGAGAUCGAAGCAAUUCUAAACUCGAGGCCCCUCACACAAUUAAGUUCGGAUCCGAAUGAUCUAACCUACCUUACCCCCGGGCACUUUUUGGAGCGUCAUAAGUGGAAGGCCAACAAGGGCCCACAAUUAAAGGAAGAUCAACUAGUGCUUUUAAAGCAGCAAGGUCUGGCACCUUUGUACUGGAUGCUCGGACGUGUGGUGCAGAUACACAAGGACUCUAACGGCAAUGCAAGGUCCGCCGUCAUUAAAACUUCAAAGGGUUCAUUAGUUAGACCACUGUCUAAAAUAGCAAUACUACCAAUAGACUCUUAA
Camponotus floridanus (Florida carpenter ant) is the source of this 1203-nucleotide messenger RNA. RefSeq lists its product as uncharacterized. Gene Ontology annotation, molecular function: nucleic acid binding. Gene Ontology annotation, biological process: DNA integration. Bases 1 to 1203 code for a protein of 400 amino acids. The transcript is spliced from 2 exons. NCBI's taxonomy places the organism in Eukaryota, Metazoa, Arthropoda, Insecta, Hymenoptera, Formicidae. The record is from RefSeq and is a predicted model, not a curated record.